AUGGCUCCGAUUUCCCUCGAUGGCCUUAUUGACUCGUACAUUGCUCUUCAGCGAGGAUUUACUCUUCCGCCGGCAAACACCCAAUCUGCGAAACAAGCGCGGAGCGCCUUCUUCUGUUCGCUAUGUCAAAAAGGUUACAGUCGCAUGAACGAGUUCGAAGCCCAUGAAUCUUCCUACGAUCACCAACACAAGAAGAGACUAAAGGAAAUGAAAGAGAUGCAGAGACAGGUGCAACCCAAAAAGGAAGAGAAGGGGCCGUUGAUGCAGAUAAAACUGGGCGGUGCCAACAAAACCACCGCCACAGGAGGCGGGGGAUUCAAGAAAGGAGGAUUUAAAAAUGCGUUUGCUCCCGCGGAUGAUGAUAAACCAGUAAAGGCGGAGAAGAAGGAUAUUGACGACGAUGAGGCUCCAAAGCCCGCUGAAGCAGACGCGGACAGCGACGUUACGGAUGUUGAAGAUUACUACGAUCCCCGGAGACCAACGGGUUGCAUGCCCCAAUGUCGCAGUCAUAUCGCCGCAGGAUCUUGA
Messenger RNA from Exophiala spinifera, 528 nucleotides. RefSeq lists its product as uncharacterized. Lineage: Eukaryota; Fungi; Ascomycota; Eurotiomycetes; Chaetothyriales; Herpotrichiellaceae. Bases 1 to 528 code for a protein of 175 amino acids. The record is from RefSeq and is a predicted model, not a curated record. The transcript is spliced from 2 exons.